AUGGCAUCCAUAGAGAGUCUCACAUUGACCAUCACGAAGCAGGCCUUCAAACUAUCGUCAUUGCUUCACGAGCAAGGCCUUGCUGCUCCCACCCUAGACGAGGCAAGUUAUGGUGAUUUCGCUACAGAAGCCGACACUCCUACGGGGAAAGCCCUGCGAGAAGCUCGUAGUGGGAUUCUCGACGCCGCGCAGGACCUGUGUCGGCUGGUGAGAGGACAAACGGAGCAGGUCUUGACAUUGGCUUGGUCGGUGGCAGACACAGCCCAUCUGGACCUCAUCACCAGAUUAAAACUGCCCCAGAAGGUUCCUCUCGGGUCCUCGAUCUCUAUCUCCGAGUUGUCCAUGGCAACACGCGUCUCCGAGUCUCUCCUAGCUCGCGUACUGCGGUAUUCAAUCGCCAAUGGGAUAUUCGUCGAGGAGUCCCCCAAUAUCAUCUGCCAUUCGGCCACCUCGGCAGCCUUAGCACGCACUCCGCACCUGGUCAACAUUGUACAUUUCGGCACGGAGUUCCUGGGAGGUAUCCUGAUGAAGACGCACGAGUAUGUGGUGCAGAAGCGGGACGAUCCGGAGAAUGCCGCGCACGCUGCGUUCAAUAUCGCCUACCAGACCGAUCAGCCCCUGUUCGAUUAUUUCCAGGGUAACGCAGACCUGACGAAGAAAUACCACGAGUAUCUGGCCGGACGCGUCAACACCCCGCUGUGGUCCGUUGGAGGAUCGAGCGGACAUACUCUGCAGUCUCUGGCGCCGCUCAUGCCGUCAGCAACGUUCAUUGUGCAGGAUAGUAACCUGUCUGCAUUAGAGAUGGGGCGCCAUGCCGUGGCUGACUCCAAGGACGAUUCCUCCUUGCUGUCGCGGACCACGUUCAUGAAACACGAUUUCUUCACGCCCCAGCCCGUUCACAAUGCUGAUAUCUAUAUCUUCCGACACAUUUUACAUGAUUGGAAUGAUGCGGAUUCAGUCAGGAUCCUCUCUGCUCUCCUCCCGGCGCUGAAACGGGGUGCUCGGGUUCUUAUCAGUGAAGGGAUUCUUCCAGCGCCGCCGGCACAAAGACUAAACACGCUCGCUAGGAAAAUGAUCCGGAUCGAGGAUAUGUUCAUGCUGGCUGCGCACAACGCUCAUGAACGCAGCGUGGCGGAUUUGGAGUCCAUAUUCGAGCAGGUGAAACCUGGGGGAUUCCACCUGGCAGGCGUCACGUCAGGAACAGAGGCUGGGGCGUUCCAGUCUUUGUUGGAGUUUGAGUUUCUUGGAUAG
Molecule: messenger RNA, 1251 nt
Organism: Aspergillus tanneri
Lineage: Eukaryota; Fungi; Ascomycota; Eurotiomycetes; Eurotiales; Aspergillaceae
Exons: 4
Coding region: 1-1251 (416 amino acids)
Molecular function (GO): O-methyltransferase activity
Source: RefSeq, a predicted model, not a curated record